Xiphias gladius (swordfish) is the source of this 2185-nucleotide messenger RNA. It is a transcript of the gene nr5a5, whose product is annotated as nuclear receptor subfamily 5, group A, member 5. The record is from RefSeq and is a predicted model, not a curated record. The transcript is spliced from 7 exons. Gene Ontology annotation, cellular component: RNA polymerase II transcription regulator complex. Gene Ontology annotation, biological process: tissue development; regulation of transcription by RNA polymerase II; hormone-mediated signaling pathway. The coding region runs from base 130 to 1785 and encodes 551 amino acids. Gene Ontology annotation, molecular function: zinc ion binding; RNA polymerase II cis-regulatory region sequence-specific DNA binding; nuclear receptor activity. Lineage: Eukaryota; Metazoa; Chordata; Actinopteri; Istiophoriformes; Xiphiidae.
CACUGGGGAUGUUAGGACUGCCUGUUGGCCUUUCUCUGGCUUGCCUGGGGUGUCUGCCUGGUCUCCCGUUCUCUGCGACAAUGAAGAUCAGGCUGGACUAGCUGUGGAGUUCAUAUCCCACCCACCAGAAUGGACCUACCUGGUUAUCACCCACAGCUGCCCCAGCCUCUUGUCCACCAGCCGGGAAAGUAUCCGGACAAUCUUUUAAAUUUGGAGGGAUCAUCAACAUCUCAGGAGUUAAAGACAGAGCGAGAAGGCAGACCAGAGUCAGAGGCGAGCUGUCCCAUCUGUGGAGACAAAGUGUCAGGAUACCACUAUGGACUGCUCACUUGUGAAAGUUGCAAGGGCUUCUUUAAACGCUCAGUGCAGAAUAACAAGCACUACACCUGUGCAGAACAACAGAGGUGUCCCAUGAACCUUUCCCAGAGGAAACGUUGUCCCGCCUGCCGCUUCCAGAAGUGUUUGGCGGUCGGCAUGAGAAGAGAAGCUGUAAGAGCAAAUCGUAUGAGAGGUGGCAGGAAUAAAUUUGGCCCUCUGUAUCGACGGGACAGGCAGAUGAAACAGCAAAGGGUGUAUCACCAGGCAAACACUGCUCCCUACAGGAUUAAGAUGGAAACUACACAAACAUGCUGGCCCACGGCUCCAAAUGACCUUCACCUAAUGAGCAGUCACACAAGUGCUUCAUUGUCCUCUGAUGCUUUUCAUCAAUCCCACAUGUAUCCCUCUAGCAUGGGGCAGUCAGGAGCGUCCAUACAUCUGGACUGCACAAUGAGCGCAGACAGGGUGCUCACUCCAUCACCCUUGCCCUGUCCUGGACUAUACCACUGCACAUUCCCCGGAUUUGUCCAGGAGAAAGGAGAAAUGGCUUUUAGCUGCAGCUCAGCUCCCGCAAACUAUCCAGCGCACCCAACCCCAAACAAUUCAUUCACACCAAGAAGCACACCAGCAUCAUCCCCCUGCUCAACACCAAGCUCAACCACCCCUCUCUCCCAAGCUCUCAUCCAAAUCCCAGACACUCCCCCACCAGCCACUCUUACAACGAACUUCCUAAGCCAACUCCUGGAGGGUGAGCAGGAUGAGGGUCAGUUGUGUGCCAAGGUCCUGGCCAGCCUACAGCGAGAACAGGCCAACCGAGGCAAACAUGACUGCCUAAAUACAUUCAGCAUCAUGUGCAAAAUGGCUGACCAGACUCUGUUUGGGAUUGUGGAGUGGGCCAGGAGCACUGCACUCUUCAAGGAGCUCAAGAUCAACUUCUUACACAUCCCACAGGUGGAAGACCAGAUGGUUCUACUGCAGAGCUGUUGGAGUGAGUUGCUGGUCCUGGACCACCUCUGUAGACAGGUGACCUACGGCAAAGAAGGCUGCAUAUAUCUGGUCACAGGGCAACAGAUUGAGGUGUCGACCAUCAUCUCUCAGGCAGGAGUGACACUAAGUAGCCUGGUAUCAAGGACCCAAGACCUGGUGUCCAAACUGAAGGCGCUCCAGUUAGACAGACAUGAGUUUGUUUGUCUCAAAUACUUGGUGCUAUUCAACCCCGACGUGAAGUCUGUGCAGAGCCGCAGGCAGGUGGAGCAGACUCAAGAGAGGGUGAACAGGGCCCUGAUGGAGCAUACCCAGCAUAGUAAUCAAGGACAAUCAGACAAGUUCGGCCAGCUGCUGCUGCGGCUGCCCGAGGUACGCAGCAUUAGCUUGCAGGUUGAGGAGUAUUUGUACCAGCGCCAUCUUCUGGGAGAUUUGCCCUGCAACUCUCUACUCACUGAGAUGCUUCACACCAAGCACAACUGAGAACCCACAGCUGUAAAUUUUGCACCUCCUGUUCUGCCUUUCAGAUCCAACUGUCCAUUUUUACUUUUGAUGAUUGUUGCAAACAGUAAACUGGCAUGCUCUCUUUAACAGCCUUGAUGGCUUCGGUCACAGUAGUCAUGUCAUCCAGGAUCAGCAUUCAGGGGGAAGAUUAACCUAAAUCGUGCCAUGCUUUGCCCAAGUCCCCGUUAUCAACAGUAUUACCGCAGUCACAAAGCCUAGUAAAUGUUUUUUGGUUUUUUUUGGUCAGUAUUGUUGUGAGGUUUCAGAUCCAAGCACUACCAUGAUGUUUUUAGUGAGCCAGAGGAGCUUAACUGUUCAAAGAAGAAAGAAAAAAAAUGCAUCACUGAAUAAAGAAGUUUGGUUUUGCAUAUGCAUGUGU